Messenger RNA from Cladocopium goreaui, 1128 nucleotides. The record is from the annotation of a GenBank genome assembly. NCBI's taxonomy places the organism in Eukaryota, Dinophyceae, Suessiales, Symbiodiniaceae.
AUGGCCCAGAUGGCAAUGGGCUUUGGCAUGUCUCAGCAGCUCCAGCAGCAGCAGAUGAUGCAACAGCAGAUGCAACAGCAGCAACUGAUGCAGCAACAGCAGAUGCAAAUGAUGCAGCCGCAGGUGAACCAGCAGCAGCUCUUACAGCAGCAACUUCAGCAACAGCUGGGCCAACAGCAGAUGAUGCAGCAGGUGCCAAACCAGCAUUUCCAACCGCAGCAGCAGAUGUCGCAGAUGCACCAGCAGCAGUUGCAACAGCAGCUGCAGAUGCAGCUGCAACAGCCACAAUCGAUGGGCCAAGCACAAAAUCCCAUGAUGCAGAGGAUGCAGUCGGUAGGAGCCACUGCUCCUUCUCAGCCGGUGCAGGCUGGCAAUACACCAGCAGGGUCGCAAAGUGUAGCUUCUGGGGCCUUGCCGGGAGCAUCGGCCUACACUGUGAUCUCCAAGGGUGGCGAUCAGAGUGAAGUGGUGAUCAGGACCUUGCUGGGUGACUACGUCGAGAAGGGUGUGAACCACGGCCGGAAAUUCUUCCAGAAGACACCCAACAAGUCUUCGGGUGACCUUGUGGAAGUUUUCCUCUACUACUGGGACAACCGCGACGGUCCCAAUUUCGAAGGCUGGUGGUUUGGCAACAAACUCGGUGGGACGCAGGUCUGGUCGCACUGCGCCGACAAGGGCCUUGUUCCACCAUCACUGGGAUGGAAAAUCCCCUGGGAUGGUCAAGUACGACCAACUUUGCAGGUGGGACCCAAGCACGAGAUGGACCGCAAGGAAGCGGAAGAGAAACUGAAGUCCAUCAGCGCAGACGUGGCCAAGGUGGACUCGGAGGCCAAGCAAGCCAUGCAGCAGGCCACCACCUUAGCGGGCAACAUGAGCAACAGCCACCUGCUGUCGCAAGCGGAGCAGAUCCUACUCCCUCACUCCAACGCCAUGAUUGAGGUCCAGAAGAAGUUGGCCGAGGGCCAGCGAGGUCAGCAGGGUGAAGUGGCACGGAGCUUCGUGCAGUUGGCCAACCAGCUGAGGAUGACGCAGGGAAACCUGACCAAUCUGCAGAACAAGUACCGCAACGCCAGAAGCCAGGCAGGGUCCGGUGGUCACUUUCGCAGUUGGUCGCUGGAACAGAAGUGA